AGACAACCGAGCCCCCCUCGCCUUCCCUCAGGGAAAAAGGGAGGGAAGAAGGGCAGCAGCAAGCCCUUCCUCCUCCUCCUCCUCCUCCCACAGCCGUCCAUAUUGGGGUGCAGGGAGAAGGAACCAGGGGGAAUAAUAGUAAUAAUUACCACUAUUAGUAAUAUUAAUUAAUUAGUAAUCGCCUCACAAUAAUAAAUACUGUACGUUCCCAAACGAAUUCCGAAACCCUUCCCCUGACUCAGCCGUCUUGCCCUGCUCUCUCUUCCUCCAAUUCACUCCCAAUUACUUACUAUUGGCGCUGAAUGACAAUUUACUUUUGAUUCUUGGGACUGAAUCCCAAUUUAUUCUCAAUUAUUGGGAGUGAAUCCCAAUUUAUGCCCAACGAUUGAAACUGAAUCCUAAUUUACUUGCAAUUCUUGUAAGUGAAUCCCAGUUUACGUCCAACUAUUGGGACCGAAUCCCAAUUUACUUUCAGUCCUUGGGAUUGAAUCCCAAUUUAUUCUCAACUGCUAGGAGCAAAUCCCAAUUUACUUUCAGCUAUAGGGACUGGAUUCUAAUUUACUCUCAACUGUUAGGAGCAGAUCCCAAUUUACUCCCAACUAUUGUGACUGAAUGACAAUUUACUUUCAAUCGUUGGGACUGAACCCCAAUUUACUCUCAACUGUUAGGAGUGAAUCCCAGUUUAUGCCCAACUAUUGGGACUGAAUCCCAAUUUAUUCCCAACUAUUGGGAAUCAAUCCCAAAUUUUCUCCCAGUUCUUGAGAACAAUUCCCAAUUCCUGGGAACAAAUUCCAACUUACUCUGAACUACUAGUUAUUCGGAGUGAAUCCCUAUUUACUCCUCCCUUUCUCUUUCUGCUCCCAGAGGAAGAUUUUUAUUUCUCUGGCCUCCUCUAUUGCCCUGCAUGGCCCACUAACUGCAGCCCCCCCCCCCCCAAAAAAAAAGUCACACACAACAACAACCACCCAACAACAAAUUUCCUUUGCACUCUUUGCACGAGGAGCUCUUUCUUCCCAGGCCCCCCAAAACAGCUGUUCAGAGCCUUCCUAGGGACCCUAAAAUAAAAGUUAAAGAGUCCAAAGCCUUCCCAGGAGCCCCCAAACCCAAAAGUUAAGGGGUUCAGAGCCUUCUCAGUGGCCCCAAAAAAUUAAAGCCAAAAGAUCCCACAGCCUUCCAAGGGACCCCAAAACAAAAGCUCACACCUUUCCCAGGGACCCCAAAAACAAACUUCAGAGUCCAGAGUCUUCCCAAGGACCCCAAAAGGAGUUCAAACCCUUCUCAGGAACCCUCCAAAACAACAGUGAAAAGAGCCCAGACCUUCCCAGGGACCCUCCCCAAAACAAAAGUUAAAGAGUCCAAAGCCCUCCCAGGAACCUCAAAACCCAAAAGUUAAGAAACCUUCCCAGUGCCCCCCCAAAAAAGUCGAAAGAGCCCAGAGCCUAGUUCCAAGGGACCCCAAAACAAAAGUUCACACCUUUUCCAAGGACCCCCCCCCAAAACUUCAAAGUUCAGAGCCUUCCUAAGCCCCCCCAACAAAAAGGAGUCCAGAGCCUUCCCAGGGACCCCCAAAAACACAACCCCAAAGAGUCCAGCCCUCUUCCCUUGCCUUGAAUCCGGACUAGUGCCAGGAGGCGAGGGAGGAGGGCGUGUGCAUGGCAGAGGAGGAGGAGGAGGAGGAAAGGGAAAUGUUGGUGUCUCCUUCUCCCUGGAAACGCUGGGGCAGGGACUGAAGCAGCCAAGGGGGAGAAAGUUUCCUGGCCUGGAGGCGCCUGGGCUGCAAAGGCAAGGGAUGCUCUUGGCGGAGGAGAGACACAAGGAGGAGAAGCAGCAGCAGCAAUAGCAGCAUUGGGCUGCUCUGGUGCCGCAUUGUGUUUGCUGAGCCUCCUCCUGGGCGGCGGGGGCUCAGUAGCAUCCUACCAAGAAGAGGAGGAGGAGGAGGAAGCAGCAGCAGCAGCAGCAGCCUCUCUGCAAAAGCAGGCUCUCUCUCCCCCCCAUUUCUCUUUUCAUUCCCUCCUUCGCCCACUUCUCUCUUCCUCUUCCUCAGUGCAAUGUGAAAGCUUUGCACCACUCAACAACAACAAUAACAACAGCAGCAGCAACAGCAGCAGCAGCAGCAGCAGCAGCCCAAGGAAUUGGAGGAGCCUCAGCCUGGUACAUGCAUCCGAUAAUCAUCUUCUCCUACAAAAUGGAUUUCAGCCAGAACAAUCUGUUCGGUUACAUAGAAGACCUGCAGGAACUUACCAUUAUCGAAAGGCCGGUGCGCAGGAGCUUGAAGACACCUGAAGAAAUAGAGAGACUAACAGUUGAUGAAGAACUGAAUGAUAUUGAAAGGGCCGUUUAUCUGCUCAGUUCUGGCCAGGAUAUCCAAGGAACAAGUGUGGUUGCAAGUCUUCCAGUGCUGAUGCGACAGAAUCCUGCAGAGACAUUAAGGAGAAUUUUGCCAAAAGUUCGAGAGGUCUUGCCUGUUGCAGGGGUGGAAAUGCAGUUAACAGCUGCUGUUUCACUUUUGACUAUUCUACAAGAGGAAUCAAUAUCCAUCCAUACUUACUCCCACUCCUUCCUACACAUCAUUUUACAGAAUCUGGAGCACAGAGAUGCAGGUGUUAGCAAUGCCUGGCUGGAAACUCUUCUUGCUGCAUUAGAAGCUUUGCCAAAAGAAACCAUCAGACAUGAGAUCCUGAAUCCACUUGUUUCCAAGGCACAGUUUUUCCAAAUUCAGUCUCGCUUAGUUAGUUGUAAAAUCUUGGGAAAAUUAGCUAACAAGUUUGAAGCUCAUAUUGUUAAAAGAGAAAUUCUUCCACUGGUGAAAUCUCUCUGCCAAGAUGUAGAAUAUGAAGUUCGUUCCUGCAUGUGUCGGCAACUGGAGCUCAUAGGUCAAGGAAUAGGGACGGAGCUAACAAAAAAUGUAGUGCUUCCUGAGCUGGUAGAAUUAGCAAGAGAUGAAAGUAGUAGUGUACGUCUUGCAGCUUUUGAGACCUUAGUCAAUCUUCUAGAAAUGUUUGAUGCAGAUGAUAGAAGUCAAACUGUCCUUCCAUUGGUGAAAUCAUUCUGUGAAAAAUCCUUCAAAGCAGAUGAAUCUAUUCUGGUUUCAUUAUCUUACCACUUAGGGAAGCUUUGUAAUGGACUAUAUGGGAUUUUUACACCAGAGCAGCAUUUGCGAUUUUUGGAAUUCUAUAAGAAGCUUUGCACACUGGGAUUAGAGCAGGAAAAUGGGCACAAUGACAACCAGGUACAGCUCCAAACCCUAGAACAGGAAAAGAAGUACAUAUCAGUGAGGAAGAACUGUGCUUACAAUUUACCAGCCAUGAUGGUUUUUGUGGAUCCAAAAAACUUCAAUUUAGAAUUGUAUUCUACAUUCUUCUGUCUUUGCCAUGACCCUGAAGUACCAGUCAGACACACUAUGGCUAUUGGCUUCUAUGAAGUUGCUAAGCUUUUAAAUACCGAUGUGUAUUUAAUACAUAAAGAACUGGUAGCCCUAUUACAAGAUGAGUCACUAGAGGUGUUAGAUGCAUUAAUAGGUCACCUUCCCGAAAUCCUUGAAUUGUUGUCCACCGGAGGGGAAGGUGGAGGAUCAGACAGUAAGUUGUUAAAUUUUCCAGAGUUGAUUCCAGCACUAACAAGAGCAGAACAGAGGGCAGCAACCUCUUUAAAAUGGAGGACUCAUGAGAAGUUACUACAGAAAUAUGCCUGCUUGCCUCACGUCAUCUCAAGUGAUCAAAUUUAUUAUCGCUUUUUGCACAGAAUGCUGACAAUCAUUAUGACAAAUAAUGUCUUACCCGUCCAAAAAGCAGCUGCUCGAACUCUGUGUGUCUACUUACGUUAUAAUCGCAAGCAAGAACAGAGACAUGAAGUUAUCCAGAAACUGAUUGAACAACUGGGCCAAGGAAAAAGCUACUGGAACAGAUUGCGUUUUUUAGAUACCUGUGAAUUCAUCAUAGAACUCUUUUCCAAAUCAUUUUUCUGUGAAUACUUCUUUCUCCCAGUGCUUGAACUUACACAUGAUCCAGUAGCAAAUGUGAGAAUGAAGCUUUGUUAUUUGUUGCCCAAAGUGAAGUCUACCCUCAAGGUUCCUACAGAUAAACAUUUACUGCAGCAGCUAGAGCUGUGUGUAAGAAAGCUGUUAUGUGAGGAGAAAGACAAAGAUGUCCUGAGCAUUGUAAAAAAAAUGGUGUUAGAACUGGACAGAAUGGAAACUUCUUUGGAUGCUUUUCAGAAGAGAUUUUAUGAAAAUGAUCUGUUGGAUCAGCAAAAGGAAAGAGAGGAACACCUUCUCUUAGAAAUGGAACAAUUAGAAAAAGAGAAACAGCAAAAUGAGAGCAGGUCUACCAGUAUGAGCGAUAAAAUGUAUGAAAAGAAGCGUAGAGACAGUAAAACAGCAACAACUUUAGCCAAAACUAUGUCAAUGUCUGUUUCUGGAAAUCCUUCAGGUGCUUCAUCAAGCAAAGAAGUAAAAAAGUCUAAAUUGGUUCGAAGCCAGUCUUUCAGUAGUCAGGCCUUGCACUCAAAAUAUAGCAACAUAGACAAGUGUGCCAGCAAAAGUUCUUCAACAGGAUAUUCGUCAAUGUCAACAGUAGGAAAGAGCUCUAUGUUCUCUUUUGCAGACGAUUCCUUCCGUACUCGGCCUGGCAACUCCAGUGGGACUGCUGCUACUUUUUCCUCUACUACUACUUUACCAUCUUCCUCUCGUAAUGCAAGUAAUUCAGUUGAUCAAAAGAGCAAUGGGAGUAAAGAAAGCCAUUCGCGGAAGGAAAAACAGGAAGUCCAACUCGUAGAGCUGAGGAAAGAACGAACGCACACCAAAGACCGCUGGGGGCAACAUGGCUGAGGGCUUGGCAAAAACUGGAGUACAGUACAACCUUGAACAUAUGGACCAGAGAGGAGAGACUGACUGCAUCUCACAGUGUUAACAUCUUCUGUCAGUUAAAUAAAUUCCUCUGUUGUAAAAUAUCUUCAUAGAAAUAAUGUAAUAUGUGCAGAAUUCCAAUGUUGUAAGUGAAGUGUUUAAUUCAAUGUUACUUUAGCAAUGUGCUUAAAAACUGUUGCAGCUAAAGAGACAGGGUUUUCCUUCCCUCUGCCUUUCCCCCUUUCAAUUAUGCCUUUUAACAGUUCAGGUUAUUCGAUUUGGAAUACAAGUGCCCUCUACUUUAAAACAUACCUAUUUUAUGAGCUUAGGGGCUCCUAAUAUGCCUUUGCUAUGGAACUAGGACCAUAUAAGUGAAACUGCUCUGCAUAUAUGAUUAACUGACCCUUGACACUUUAACAAAAGCUUUUAAGUAUCCAAGAAGCUUUAACGUGGAGCUUGAACGCAUGGACAAAGAAAUAUGGAGAAAUGUAUUCAUAUAAAAUACAGUUGUGCUAUAAUUUUAAAUAGGAUUGCUUAUCUGGUGUAUAAAAAUCUCAAGAGGAUUUCUUUUAAUCUUUUAACAAGAACAAAUACCUCCAAAAGCAUAUAAAUUAUUUCAUUAGUUUCAUAUAGCAAUUUUUGUUGUAUAAACACAUUGUUUUAACUUCUGGUAUUUCAGGUUGUAGUUUCUCUUUAACCAACACUUUAAAAAUGAUGAAUUAGUUUUUAAUUAGUAGUUAUUUCAAGCUAUCAUGCUUUUUGCUAUGUCCACAGCAUUCUGUUUGUAUUCAUGCUAACAUUUCUAUCAAAAUUUGCCUGCAACAUGCAGUUCUAUUUAAAGAGUUCUAUUUAUGCCAAUACUUGAGAGAGAUUGUAUGAAGCUAUUGUCAGCUUCUCUAUUUCACAAAUGCAAUCAGCAAAACUAUAUUGAUAUCAGAAAUCUGUUUUUUAAAAUAUAUUGGUGUAUGAUAAAGAUAAUCUAAUUUGUGAAUGAA
Molecule: messenger RNA, 5838 nt
Organism: Sceloporus undulatus (fence lizard)
Lineage: Eukaryota; Metazoa; Chordata; Lepidosauria; Squamata; Phrynosomatidae
Gene: PPP4R4
Product: protein phosphatase 4 regulatory subunit 4
Cellular component (GO): cytosol; protein serine/threonine phosphatase complex
Molecular function (GO): protein phosphatase regulator activity; protein binding
Source: RefSeq, a predicted model, not a curated record